UUUUGGAGAGUUUCCUUACGAAGAGCGCUCACAAAAAGAAAGGAGGCUCAAUUGUGAUCUUAUGAUUCCGGCAAACAGAUUAAGCCACGAUGGUCCUCACCAAUGUAAGGAAAGCCAUAACUGUACGCAACGAUGUCCUUACUGCGAAUUUUAUUGUAAAGAAUUAUAUGGACACCAUGGACCACAUGAAACUACCCACGGAAGCAUGAAGCCAAUGGUUUGGGUAGGCAUUACCAAAACUAUUAGCUAUAAAAAACAUACUUAUAGAAGUGGGGAUUCAGGGAGUCCUGUCUACUGCGACAUGCUGUGCAAAGAUGCCAAUCGUCACCUUCAUGUUGAUUAUUGUCCCGACGAAACGACAUGUAAAGCUUCAAAAUUGACGAAGCGGAAGGAUCAGAUUGAGCACAUUAAUGAUAAAAUUGAACCAUACCCAAAAAAGCCCAAAGAUUAUAUCUCACAUCGUCUAUAUUGGAGUCGAUCAGGUUUCCGAGAUCCUUAUGAAUCAGUCGACGAACAGAAACUCUUUACAAGUUGUGUACAUCUUUGUGGCAGCGAUGUACAUGCUAACAAGGAGAAAUACUGUUGCACAUUGCCAUUAUUUCAUGAUCCUGUUGACCCUAACACACAGGUGGCGAAUG
Paraglomus occultum is the source of this 638-nucleotide messenger RNA. NCBI's taxonomy places the organism in Eukaryota, Fungi, Glomeromycota, Glomeromycetes, Paraglomerales, Paraglomeraceae. The record is from the annotation of a GenBank genome assembly.